Molecule: messenger RNA, 592 nt
Organism: Ostertagia ostertagi
Lineage: Eukaryota; Metazoa; Nematoda; Chromadorea; Rhabditida; Trichostrongylidae
Source: the annotation of a GenBank genome assembly
UAGAUAUCUCACCGAUCGGGGAAUAGUGGUCUCGCUCGGUCACUCAUCUGCAAAGUUGAAAGAUGCAGAAAACGGUGUAAACUGUGGUGCUCGAUGUAUAACUCAUCUCUUCAAUGCUAUGCAUUCGUAUCAUCAUCGUGAUCCAUGUCUUAUCGGAUUGCUUGCAUCAAAAAUGUUGGGAGAUCGUAAGAUAUACUAUGGCAUUAUUUCGGACGAACCUAACCCUGAAGGACUAAUACUUGUUACGGAUGCGAUAGCAGCGUUGGGAAUGGGUGAAGGACGUCAUAAGUUUGGUGACAUCGUUGUGGAUGUUGUUGGUUUGAAGGCGGUAGUAGUAGGAACGGAGACCACUGCCGGCAGUGUUGCUUCCAUGCCACAUUGUAUAAAGCAUUUUGUCAAAGCAGCUCGAUGUCCAUUGGAAGAAGCUCUCAUAUGCGCAACGAAGAAACCAGCUAAUCUUCUUGGCAUUCAAGAGAGGAAAGGUGUGAUUGCUGUCAAUGCAGAUGCUGACUUAGUACUGAUAUCCGAAAAUGUGGAUGUAAAGGCCACAUAUGUGUCUGGAAAACUUGUAUAUGCAAAUAGCUCACAUUAA